This is a messenger RNA of Folsomia candida, 2322 nucleotides long. Its product is annotated as nuclear pore complex protein Nup214. The transcript has 4 exons. Lineage: Eukaryota; Metazoa; Arthropoda; Collembola; Entomobryomorpha; Isotomidae. The coding region runs from base 129 to 2132 and encodes 667 amino acids. The record is from RefSeq and is a predicted model, not a curated record.
CGAGAUGCAUGCAGGGUCCUCAGUCCCAGUUGAACCAUCAACCGAAAGAUAUCACAAAACAUCCUUCAGUCAUACAAGGUCUCUGGCACUGAAGUGAACUGCAAAUUUAAUCCACUCAGAAAUCCAAAAUGAAGUACAAUUCCAUUUUGGUAGCUUUUCUUGUGUCAGUUUGUAUACACAAGACAAUAGCCCUCAGCAUCUCCGAUGCAUAUGCAAACUCUGGUCGAAAUAUCAACGUUGAUCAAGAACACUUUCUGCCUGAAAAGGACGAAUCUGAACUAGAGCCGGAGUUAGAUCCAGAAUUAGAUCCAGAGUUUGACCAUGAUGCCGAGUAUGGAGAUGAAGAAGGUGACGCUUCCUCGAUAAUCUCAACUCCUAGUCCCACAACAUCAACGACCAUAUCAACCACCAGCACAACAACAGUCAGACCUGGGCCCGUUAAUAAAUCAAAGUGGAACAAUAAACGUAUUUCUAAGCCACACAAGAAGCCCCUCACGAUGACCUCAACCGGUGUAAAGCACCUGGAAAAACAAGUUAUGUCUAAAACGAAAGAGCAUGAAAAGCAAAUUAUCUCGUCUGGUUUAGCACCACCUUCUCCAGUUUAUGAGCCAGGCAACGUACCAACUUCUUCUGAAGAAAAAUCCACUGGGGGCGACGAGAAAAAUAAGGAUUCUGACCGUAAACUAACUGAAUUCAAUGAUGAUGCCUCAGAGAAAGAUAAUUCUCCAACUGGCUGGCCCCAAGAUGGCAAGUUAACAAAAGAAGAAGCUCUAAGCGUCAAUAGGAUUGGUCAAGCUGCUGCAAGCGGGCCUUUUGGCAACAAUCGUCCCUCGUUUAAUCCAUCCGGUCUUAGCAAUCAGCUUCCAUGGGGGAUUGCUAAUUUCAAGCUUGCAGGGGCAAAUGAUAACAAUAACUAUGAUGGAUUUCCUUCUCUGGCAGCAAAAAUGGCAGCUUAUCCACAUCUUGUCGAACAUUCAGAAACAUCUCCCACUCCUGAACAUCAGGAAUCGGACACAAAAUCUGGUUUUGACGGAAGCUCUCCUUUUGGCGAAAAUAAUAAUCAGUCCCCAUACGGAUACCCUCCAUAUGGUUACAACCCAUCAGCUAAUCCUGCAUCAUCAUAUCCACCAUACAACAGGAUGACCUCAUAUCCACCACCCCCAUUUCCUACCACAAGUAGUAGUGGACCAUCAACGUGGGGCGGACCACCAGCAUCGUCUCUUGAGAUGGUGGAAUCCUUACUCAAAAAAUUAGGAAAUACUAAUUCGCCAUGGAGUGGUGGGGCAUCAGCAGGAGGAGGAUACGGAUCUUAUCCUCCUUAUAACAACUAUCCCCCCUCAUCACCACCACCAGAUUAUAAUGCAGCUUAUCCAAGCCAAAAUUCCUACUCAAAUAAUAUGUAUGGAGCAACAAUUAAUUUCCCAUGGGGUGGGGAAAAUUCACAAGCAUGGGGUCAGGAAGAUCCUCAGAGCGCGUACAAAUCUUGGGGUGGAUAUAAUCCACAAAGGACUGGUCCCUUCGGAAAUGGUGGAUCAUUAUCCUCUUACAAUAACGCAUUGGCCAUCCAACAACUCUUGGGGGGAGGAGGAGGUAUGACCGGUGGAAACGUUGAUGGCAAUAAUGCAAGCAACAAUCCUGGCGCAACAGGGUCGGCACCUACAGGAGAAGCCUUUGGAACGAAAAGUGAAUCACCAUCGACUGCAUCUUCACCAACAUUUGGUCCAGGAUAUAAAAAUAUGUACAACAAUAAACAAUCUCACGGAGGAAACUCGGGAUACUAUUUGCCCUCCUUCGGAUCCGGGUUUAAUUCUCGCCAAGGCAUCUACUCAGGACAAGACCCUUCAGCCUAUGAUGGUGGCUUCCCGUCGUAUGGUGGUGACAGUGGUCUGGGCGGUUGGGGAGGAGGAAAAGGAUACAACCCGUAUUUAGAGUACAUAAAGCAGGCCGUAGCAUAUGCCGCUCAGAAUCGACGCAAGUCCAAUCCGUAUGCACAGACGAUGGGAAUGUGGGGUGGUGACAAUUCACGCGGCUACAGUGGUUAUCCUAGCUUAGGUUAUCCUCCAUCCUCCUCUUACCAGCAACCGCAAAUGCCCUGGUGGGCUUCACAGACCAAUUAUGGCAACUAUCGAUGAUAGAUUUAUUCAAUGAUCUCAUUUUCCAUUGGUUGUGGGUAAAAUAUUGUAAGAAUGUUCCCACAUCUUGAUGACUUUUGUUGUUAUUCUGUUAAGGUAUUGUUCAGUCUUUGGGGUACUAAUUUAUUUUUGUAUAUUUAUUUGUAAUGAGGUGAUAGAAACACAAGUAAAUCCAAUCAGUCAAACUCUA